Molecule: messenger RNA, 795 nt
Organism: Hypoxylon trugodes
Lineage: Eukaryota; Fungi; Ascomycota; Sordariomycetes; Xylariales; Hypoxylaceae
Exons: 2
Coding region: 1-795 (264 amino acids)
Source: RefSeq, a predicted model, not a curated record
AUGUUAACAACUCUAGCUCUCGCACCAUCGUGUGUAACCCAGACUUGGAUAAUUUCAGGGACCGGGGAUGCGGUUGGUCUCGUCCUCGGCAACCCACACGAUACAAGCUGCUGGCCCGGUAACCGAGAUAUUUCUACUACAAUCUCACCCGCAAUUUGCCCGGUUGGAUAUGUGAGCGCAUGCGAUGUCUCUUCGAAACGCGACGAUAGUGAGACAGUGUGGGCAUGUUGUCCAAGUGGGUUUACUUGCGACGACGGCUUCUACUCUUGCCUCUCGGGCAGGACGAACGGGGUGACGAAAACUUAUAUAGCUACCGACGUUGAUCGGCUCGGAAAUACCGUAACAACAACAGCUACAACAGCUGAUGGUAUAAACGCGCAUUCGAUCAGGGUUGCCUUCCAUUCAUCUGACCUCAUCAUCACGCCUUCAUCCACUCCCGGGGCAAUCUCGACUCCAACUUCAGCGGUAGAAAAUAAUAUAUCGGAUUCUGGGCAUUUAUCGGCUGGGGCUACCGCGGGUAUAGGUGUAGGAGUUGGCAUCGGUACCUUCCUCUUACUCUCAAGUAUUGCUUGGCUGGCGUGGAGACAAUGUAUAAAUCGGCGGCGAACGAUGGCUGGAUGGCAGGAAGCGCCUGAGCCGGAGUCAAAGUCUGCCCCAUAUUCGGCCCAAAUAUACUCGACAACGAGACCAAUCGAGAUGGAUUGUAUUUCAGGCGUACACGAACUUGACACAAGAGUGGCGGGCGAGCCACCGACUAAUCGGCCGUUUAGCAAUACAAAUACGUUAGCCGGAUGA